Molecule: messenger RNA, 3394 nt
Organism: Bacillus rossius redtenbacheri
Lineage: Eukaryota; Metazoa; Arthropoda; Insecta; Phasmatodea; Bacillidae
Product: aldehyde dehydrogenase, dimeric NADP-preferring-like
Exons: 12
Coding region: 180-1730 (516 amino acids)
Biological process (GO): aldehyde metabolic process
Cellular component (GO): cytoplasm
Molecular function (GO): aldehyde dehydrogenase (NAD+) activity
Source: RefSeq, a predicted model, not a curated record
GUUGACCGCUCGUGACGGCGGGGUUCGCGCAGCCGCAGUGGCGCGCGGGCGGCCGAGAGAGGAAGAGAGACCGUCAGUCAGUCGGCCUUCGGCAACAAGAGUAAAAGGAAAGAACACAAACACACACGCCUCCCAGCUUUCACCUGCUCUCGCGGCCACUCCGACCUCGGCGGGCCGCCAUGACUGCUAAAACACGGCAGCAGGAGGACCAGGGGGAGGAGAUCAUGGCUGACUCGUCGCAGGUCGUGAAGAUGGCGAAGAAAGCCUUCCUCAGUGGAAAAACAAGAUCAAUCAAGUUCAGGGAGAAGCAACUCAGGCAGCUACUGAAGAUGUAUGAAGAAAAUGAAGAUCAGAUUUUAUCAGCACUUGCCACUGACCUUUGUAAGCCGAGACAAGAAGCAAUCACAACAGAGUUGGAGGUAUUAAAAAAUGAUCUACUGCACAUAAUAUACAAUUUUAAGGACUGGGCAAAAACUGAAAAGCCAAGCAAGAGUGCCGUGAACAUCCUGGACGAAGUGAGGAUACUGAGGGUUCCGUACGGCACGGUGCUCGUGGUGGGGACGUGGAACUACCCCUUCCUCAUCUCCCUGCAGCCCCUCGCCGGAGCGAUCGCCGCCGGCAACACGGUGGUGGUGAAGCCGUCGGAGCUGGCGCCUGACUCGGCCGAGGUCAUGGCGAAGCUCGUGCCCAAGUACCUGGACCCGACCUGCUACCACGUGGUUACCGGAGGCGUCCCGGAGACCACGGAGCUGCUGAGGGAACGCUUCGACUACAUCUUCUACACGGGCUCCACGGAGGUCGGCAGGAUAGUCCACAGGGCAGCCAACCAGCACCUCGUCCCGACCACACUCGAGUUGGGGGGGAAAAGCCCCGUGUUCCUGGACAGCACGGCAGACCUGGACGUGGCGGCACGGCGCCUGCUGUGGGGCAAGUGCGUGAACGCGGGCCAGACGUGCGUCGCGCCAGACUACCUGCUCUGCUCCAAGCAGGUGCAGGCGGAGUUCGUGGCGAGGGCCAAGGCCCUGCUCAGGGACUGGUACGGCAAGGGGGCCAUCGGCUCCCCGGACUACGGCCGCGUCGUCUCCGACAAGCACUACUGGAGGUUAACGAAACUACUAGAGAAUGCUUCAGUAGCAGUUGGGGGUGAGACGGAUGCCUCUGUGAGGUUCAUUGGUCCAACAGUUCUCGUAAACGUGAAGCCUUCGGAUCCUGUGAUGCAGGAAGAAAUAUUUGGGCCCAUCAUCCCCAUUAUCAUCGUGGACAGUGUUUUUGAAGCCAUCGACUUCAUAAAUAGCCGGGAGCACCCACUGACACUACACAUCUUCUCAAAAGACCGGACAGUGCAGGAGAUGAUUGUAUCCAAGACGAGAAGUGGGUCGGUGUGCAUAAACGAAACACUGCUGCAGAUGUGUGUGUCCAGCCUGCCGUUUGGAGGCGUCGGUUACAGCGGAAUGGGAGCAUACCACGGCAGGCACAGUUUCGAAACAUUUUCACACAAGAGGAGCGUCUUUGUCAAGAACUACAACAGGAUAGGAGAAAAGCUUUCUGCAUCCCGCUACCCCCCGUAUUCUGAGGGCAAGACUUCGUUCCUCAAGUUCUUGCUGAAACACAGACGCGGAGUCAACCUGAGCUGCAUCUCGUACUUCGUGGUGUUUGCCCUCGGAGUGGCUGCGGCAUUCGCUGGAUCAGCUCUAGCACAGGUGAUCUCUGCCAAUGAAGAUGAGACUUGAAUCAAUUGGAAUUCCACAUUUGACUUGAUGUUAAUAGUCUCUGAAGUAUUAUGCACUUUAGAAAUUACUCUGAAACUACCUGGCAAAAACUGUCAUGUUAUUUUGAUUGGUAGUUUAUUCACCACAUUCACAUUUUUGUAAGUUAUUUGUACCACACUAUUAUAGAUAAAGUUAUGUUCAUACAAACAAAAGAACAAACCUAUGUCUAAAAGAAUAAAUAUACUUUUAAGUUUCUGCACCAGUUUUAUCAAAUGACAACUUGUAGAUGAGGAAACCAGAGCUGCUACAUCUAAGAAAACAAGAUAGGUACCAAAUGGAAAGGCUGAAUUACCAGCAUCAAUUUUUUUUGUUUGAAACUGAAUGCCAAAUCAGUUUUAGUCCUACUGGUAUCUUUUGCAAAAAUACUCUGAAAAAAUUUACUUGUUGCCUUACACAGUUUUAUACCAAUAAAGAUCCAUUACCUCAAUGUAUGCUUAGUUCUUUGACCAAAAUGGCACCCCCUUAAAAUUGGCUCUUCAUUUAACUCUGUCAGUUAUAUAAAUCCACGCUUAGGAGAAAAAUUGAGAGAAAAUUAUUACUGAGUUGACACACCACACUAAAUGUAAAAAGGGGCCAGUAUAAAUUCAGUACUAACAGUUAUGCCAACCUUCAAUGUGACUUACAAUGAAAAUCAUUUCAUUGCAUAUAUUCACAAGUGUGUAGUUUUCUGACAUACCCUAACUUAAUCAAAAUAUUUAGUUUGACAGUUGAAUAUUCUUCCAUUAUUUCUGAGCAAAAAAAAAAGCGAAAGGAAUAAUUUUGUAUUAAAUGAUAGCUUGGUGCCUAACAUGAAUCUGUCAAAAAAGUAAACUCAUUCAUAGGACAGACUAGAACUUUUUACUUAAUUAUUUUAACUUUAAUUAUCAUUAUUUAGAUAAGAAUUUUAAGCAUUUUUAAUAGCAAUAAAGUGUUUCAUGCUACUGAAAAAAGGUUUCUUAUAAGUGGGUAAAGGCAUCAUCAUAUCUCGUUAAUUUUAUUUCAAUCAACUCGCUUGAAUAGUGCUAACAGUCCACUAGAAUAAGUCUCUUUCAAUCAUGUAUGUCAUCUGGCAGGUACAAUACUAGACAGAAUAGAAAAAAAUAUUGGAACUGAGAAAGAUUCUUUGAACUUAAGACUGCGAUUGUCAUUUUGUCUGUUGGCUCCCAGGAGUACCAUAGGUCGAGCAAAUGCUUGAUAAUAUAGUACAUAUUGAACAAACCAUGGCUUACUAGCAGGAAGGUAUUUCUGGUACAGAAAAAAAAAUAGACUGAUAUGUAAACUUAAGAAUUAACUCAAAUAUAAUACUUUUGAAACUGGAAUAAAUUACUUUAACCCUGAAAAUCAAGAUAUUAAGGUGUCUUGUCAACUAGGUAUGUAUUUGAACUUGAAAUACACCAAAACACUCUUUAAUAAAACUGUAUAGUAAUGUUUAACACAAAUAUAAAAGCUGUGAAGUAUUACUUACAAACCUAGCCUAUGGUAACAUGAUUAAUUUUCUGCUGACACGAACGUGGCAACACGCGUCAUGUUUAGUGUACAUAAAUUGCUCAAUCUACGCCGCCUCAAAAAUUAUAAAGUUGUGUAAUAAGAGUAGUGCGUAGCAUAAUUUUGUAUUUUGUGGAAUAAAAUGACUUAAAUAAAUACUA